UUUCAGUAUCUAGAGCCCCAUCAUAACACUUACCCCACCCGGCCACCCCCCAUUCACCCCUAGCUACUCUUCAAACUAAGACAACCAGGUACCUUUGUAUAAACAAUUAACUAUAGGGUAUGUUUGACACAAGUAGAUGAAAAUAUAUUUCUAUAAGUUUUUUAAUAACUUUUAGCUUUUAACGACUCAAAAGUUCUUAAAAGGAAAAAUUAGUAGUUGUUGAUAAAAAGCUGAUUGUUUGAUUUAGUUUUAGGCUAUGUUUGGCUGACAUAAGUCUAUAGCUUUUGGCUUUUGUACUAUUUAAAAAGUCUCUAAAAGUUGUUAGUUGUUUGUUUGGCACGCCAAUUUUUAAGAGCUUUUCAAAAAAUAAAAACUCUUUUUUGAGAUGCUACAGGUAGUAGCAUCUGAGAAAAGUCUGUGACUUUUAGCUUUAAUAAAUCCUAACAGCUUGUAUGCCAAACAGAACUAAAUCAAACAGUCAGCUUUUCACCAAACAGCUACCACCUUUUACUUUUAAGUUCUUUUCAGUCAUUAAAAGCUAACAGUUACUAAAAAGCUCACAAAAAGAUCUUUUCAGCUAAUUGUACCAAACAUAGCCUUAUUUGAUAUACAAGCUUUUAGGAGACUAAUUAAUGCUGAAAGCUACAGACGUUUCUCACAUGUUACUCACUGUAGCAUCUUAAAAAAAUCUUUUAUUUUUAAAAAAACUCUUAAAAUUUGGCUUGUCAAACAUACAACUAGAAACUUUUAAAGACUUUUUAAAUAGUAUAAAAGUUAGAAGGUAAUGACUUGUCCUACCAAAUAUGCUCUUAGUAAUACCAAAGAUUAUUCCUAAUGCUUGUAAAUAUGGCCCCUAUCAUGCCCCUAUUCUUGGAAACUCUACUUAUGAUGCUUGGGUUCCUGAUGCUACACCCUCUAUUAAGCAUACUGAUGUCCCAAAGAUUUCACCAAUUGCUUGUAAUUUGGGCCCUAUUCUAACUGGUGCCCCUAGUGCUGGAAAAGUUGCACCCUCUAUUAAGCUUGCUUUUAACGCGGCCGAACCUCUGGUGGCUACCCGUUCCGUGGCGGUAAUCGCGGGUGUUCAUCAAUUGGUUACCAGUGAUGAUGAUGCCAAUGACUCUUAUGAGGAGCGAACAUGAAUGAUGAGAUCAUCUUUGAUCCUACACUUGAGAAUUCAUUUACUACACUUGCUACAAUAUUGUCCAGUGAUGCGAUUCCUUUUUAGGGAAGACAAGUUCUAACCUUUUCUGUUUCAGGUCAUUCAGAUUAUCCCCCAAUUGAAGAGGAACUCCUCGACGGGUAGAAAUAAGAAAAGACGUACAGAAACACGAACUCAAUAAACACAUCAAAUGAAGUUAAAGAAGAUGUUGGAAAUAUGCCCUAGGACAAUCAUAGUUUAUGAUUUAUCAAUAAAUAUUUAAUGCUCAUUAAUUAAUAAAGUCACAAACUCAUUUUAUGUUAAUUAUUAUUGUGAGUUUUCUUUAUUAAUAUUUAAGUCCCUG
This is a messenger RNA of Cuscuta epithymum, 1502 nucleotides long. The record is from the annotation of a GenBank genome assembly. Lineage: Eukaryota; Viridiplantae; Streptophyta; Magnoliopsida; Solanales; Convolvulaceae.